AUGAGGGAGAAAGAUCCUGGAACCUUUGACCCCAGUGUACAAACUCUGUCUCACAAUGCCAACUGGACGUUAAUCGGCUAUUAUCAGUCAUGGAAAUACUUCGGAAAUAUCUCGGAAACAAUAAGACAGGAGUUCAAAUUCCGAGAUGACGUCAUCAAGGACAUGCUGAAGGGGGCUCCUGUUCUGGCAAACUGGACACGAAUAACAAUCGGAGUCCAUGUCCGGCAAGGCGACAUGGCGUCCCAAUAUGAACUAAGUCGUGGCUAUAAUAUUGCUGACAUCGGAUUUCUGAACAGGUCAAUGAGCUACUUCCGGAAGAAGUAUGAGAACCCUUUGUUCAUAGUGUGCUCUGACAGUAUAACGUGGUGCAAGGACAACCUUAAGUCGGGCGAUACCAUUUUCGUGAAGGGUAAACCAGAGGUGGACUUGGCUACUUUGUCUCACUGCGAUCAUAAUAUUGUUACAUCCGGGUCGUUUGGGUGGUGGGGGGCGUGGUUGGCAGGAGGUGAUGUUGUAUAUUUCAAACAUUUCCCGCGGGAAAAGACGUGGCUGGGCCGACAGUACAAAGCAGAGGACUACUACCCCCCGCAAUGGCUAGGGAUGGAGUGA
Molecule: messenger RNA, 609 nt
Organism: Haliotis rufescens (red abalone)
Lineage: Eukaryota; Metazoa; Mollusca; Gastropoda; Lepetellida; Haliotidae
Product: galactoside alpha-(1,2)-fucosyltransferase 2-like
Exons: 1
Coding region: 1-609 (202 amino acids)
Biological process (GO): carbohydrate metabolic process
Cellular component (GO): membrane
Molecular function (GO): galactoside 2-alpha-L-fucosyltransferase activity
Source: RefSeq, a predicted model, not a curated record